Molecule: messenger RNA, 1725 nt
Organism: Penicillium brevicompactum
Lineage: Eukaryota; Fungi; Ascomycota; Eurotiomycetes; Eurotiales; Aspergillaceae
Exons: 3
Coding region: 1-1725 (574 amino acids)
Biological process (GO): transmembrane transport; carbohydrate transport
Cellular component (GO): membrane
Molecular function (GO): carbohydrate:proton symporter activity
Source: RefSeq, a predicted model, not a curated record
AUGCAGACCAAACGCUUCCUCGGUCUAAAUGGCACACAGCUACAGGUCGCCAUCGGCUUCCUGGCCGGCAUGGACUUUUUGCUGUUUGGUUAUGAUCAGGGUGUCACAGGUGGACUAUUGACACUUGAAUCCUUUAACAAAUAUUUCCCCGAGAUCAACACGUUGGAAUCGUAUACCGAGGGCUGGAGUUCAGCAGCGAAAAGCAACCAGUCCACACGACAAGGAAUCACCGUUGCAGCAUACAAUCUGGGAUGUUUUGCAGGCUCAAUCCCCACAAUCUGGAUCGGAAAUAUCUUGGGUCGUCGCAAGGCUAUCUUUGUCGGCUCGUUUAUCAUGUGCAUCGGUGCGAUUCUGCAAUGCACGUCCUACGGCCUGGCGCAGUUCAUUGUUGGCAGAUUGGUCACUGGCUUUGGUAAAGCUAACUGGAAAAUAUCAUCGAAUACCCUGCUAAAGCAUACCCUAGGAAAUGGAAUCAAUACUUCUACAGUCCCUACUUGGCAGUCCGAAUGCUGCAAGUCCCACCGUCGAGGCCAGAUGGUCAUGAUCGAAGGUGCUAUGAUUACUUGUGGUAUCACAAUCAGUUACUGGAUCGACUUCGGCUUGAUGUUCGCCGACCCCAACGAGGUCGCGUGGAGAUUCCCACUAGCGUUCCAGAUCUUCUUCGCCGCAAUCAUCCUCGGCUUCGUCAUGUUCCUUCCCGAGUCUCCCAGGUGGCUGAUCUUGAAGGGUCGUGAGGAAGAAGCGAAGGAAGUUCUUGCUUGUUUGAUGGGCGACGAUACCGAUGAGCUGUUCAUCGAAACCGAGUUCACCGCUAUCAAAGCUACGGUGCUUGAGAUGGCAACAGGCUCUUUCCGAGACAUGUUCACUAUGGGCGAGGACCGACACUUCCACCGCACUAUGUUGGCAUAUGUCAAUCAGAUGUUCCAGCAGAUCUCUGGUAUCAACUUGAUCACUUAUUAUAUUCCGACCCUUUUGGAGAGCCAAGUUGGCUUGGAUGCUACAACUUCACGUCUUAUUGCCGCUUGCAAUGGCACUGAAUACUUCAUUGCUUCCUGGGUGGCGGUUUUCACUGUCGAGAAGUUCGGCCGCCGAUCACUUAUGCUGUUUGGUGCUGUUGGAAUGUCGAUAUCAAUGGCAGUCCUUGCGAUCGCGGAUAGUAUUUCUGCAAGCCACAAACAGACUCCUACGGGUGUUAAAGCUGGUAUCGCUCAGACCGUUUUCUUGUUUGUGUUCAACACAUUCUUCGCCGUUGGUUGGCUAGGAAUGACCUGGUUGUAUCCUGCCGAGAUUGUUCCAUUGAAAAUUCGUGCCCCAGCCAACGCCUUAUCCACUUCUUCUAAUUGGAUCUGGAACUUCAUGGUCGUCAUGAUCACUCCGGUUGCCUUCGAGAGUAUUGGUUACAAAACAUAUGUGAUCUUUGCCGUCAUCAAUGCCGCAAUUGUGCCCGUGGUCUACUUCUUCUUCCCUGAAACCACCAUGCGCUCACUGGAGGAAAUGGAUCGCAUCUUCCGAAAAACUACUAGUGUCUUCAACGUGGUUUCGCUGGCUCGGUCAGAGCCCCAUAUGUAUGGAUCGAACGGUGAACUCCUGCGUACUCUGGACGAUGUCGAAGACGACGCCGUCCGUCGCGCCAGUAUCUUGAACAAAGAGAGCAAGUAUCAGCACCAAGCCAAUACUCAACAUGCAGAGAAACACAGCGAUGGAGACACGAGCGAAGAGAGAUGA